AUGUUUGCAGCCAGAAUUUCGAUGGACGAAGCAACAAUGGGUGAUUUUAUUGGAAUUGAUAUCGGAACGACGAGUGUUAAGUGUUGCAUUCUGGAUAAUGACGGCCGGAUACUUAUGGAAAAGUCAGCAGUGCACGAUGCAUGGUUAAAGCAUGGAUCGAAUUUGCAUCGUGAACAGGAUCCUGUUAAAAUAUUGAAAAUUUUACAUAGCCUGAUAAAAUCAAUGGAAGUAAAGUUAUCAUUGAAUGUGACAGUUAGUAUCACAGGACAGAUGCAUGGUAUCGUUCUUUGGAAUGGACAGGAUUUAGCGAAGGGUAAAUUUAGCUGUUCUCCAUUGAUAACAUGGAUGGAUGAAAGAGUACCCAUGGAGUUUCUCGAGUCACUUCCCAGAUGGGAUUGCGGUUGUUUGCAUAUUGGAUUUGGUAUGGUAACUCUUGCAUGGCUUCAUUCCUCUGGUCAACUAAAUGCAGCAUGGACUUGCUGUGGUACCAUCAUGGAUAUGGUCAUUUGUUACCUUUCUCAAUCCCCCAAUGCAUUUAUUGGUAUUCAGAAUGCGUACAGUUGGGGUUACUGCUCCUAUAAUGGAUGUUGGACUGUACCGGAUAAAUUGAUACCAAUACAUUUACUCCCAACGAUUUGUUCAGCGGAAGAAAUUGUUGGUUUAGUAAAGCGAGCUAAUUUUGGCUUGCCAGUUGGUGCAAAACUUUUAGCAUCCUGUGGUGAUCUUCAAAGUACCGUUUAUCCGUUGCUAGAACCUAGAACCGCUGUGCUAAAUUUGGGGACAUCAGCACAGCUGUGUUUUUCACCAAUGGUAAAUCAAAUGGCUUUCUCUCCACUUCUCACGAAACCAUUCUUUGGCGAGAACGGAAAAAAGAAGAUAGUCGUGGCCGCAUCAAUGAAUGGCGGUACCAACGAUCUACAGAUAAAUUAUGAAAAGUUAAACGAUAUAUUAAAUAAAACUAGAAAGUGUUCCUCGUCCACGGUUGAUAUUCAACCAGUGUUUUUACCGGAACGUGCGGACAAUAUUUCAUCAUGUAUUUCCGGAAUCAGUUCAAGCACCACUAUCGAAGAGUUGCUGCAUCGUACAGCCUGUGGGAUCAUUUCUAACAUAUUUCGUCUUCUUCCACCUUAUCAGCUUCGAGAGUGGGGAAUUAGACGCAUCAAAUUAGCUGGCAAUGCGAAUAAAGAUUAUUUCAUCGACGAAAUAAUCCGCCAGUGUCAAGGGUUACUGGAUGUUUCCUCUCCAACUGAAGCAAAUCCAAAAUGUAGUGCAGCAUACGGUGCUGCACUGCAUGCAUUUCACUUUAUACGUAACAAAUGA
Messenger RNA from Acanthocheilonema viteae, 1320 nucleotides. Lineage: Eukaryota; Metazoa; Nematoda; Chromadorea; Rhabditida; Onchocercidae. The record is from the annotation of a GenBank genome assembly.